Messenger RNA from Mytilinidion resinicola, 2529 nucleotides. Its product is annotated as alcohol oxidase p68. NCBI's taxonomy places the organism in Eukaryota, Fungi, Ascomycota, Dothideomycetes, Mytilinidiales, Mytilinidiaceae. The coding region runs from base 296 to 2296 and encodes 666 amino acids. The transcript is spliced from 7 exons. Gene Ontology annotation, molecular function: flavin adenine dinucleotide binding; oxidoreductase activity, acting on CH-OH group of donors. The record is from RefSeq and is a predicted model, not a curated record.
UCUUCUGUCAUCUUGCAGUGCAGCUUGCCUCUUUCAGUCCGGCACAGUUGGAUAUGUGGAGGUCUCAGGCGUUCUUUGACAUGGAUGAGGCUUCCAGCCAUCGAUCAGGACUCGAAGCUCUCGUCAGCCGGUGAGGAGUUCCUUAGUCCCGAGAAUGGGGGGAAGCGGGGUCGAGGGAUUUAAGACGUGGUGGUUUCGUUUAAGGUUUCGUUCAUCAAAGUUCUUGUAGCUUCGGGAGCUCAAGUUCACGCAACCAUUAUCCUCAGUAGUUUAAUUCGAGAAUAACGAACUCAAAAUGACGAUUCCAGACGAGGUCGAUAUCAUUGUUUGUGGUGGUGGGUCGGCAGGAUGCGUAGUCGCUGGACGACUGGCGAACUUGGACCAUAAUCUCCAGGUCCUCUUGAUUGAAGGAGGCGAGAGCAACCUGAACAAUCCAUGGGUCUUCCGCCCAGGAAUAUAUCCUCGUAACAUGAAGCUUGAUAGCAAAACAGCCUCGUUCUAUUACUCAAGGCCUUCGGAGUGGCUUGAUGGACGGCGAGCAGUCGUUCCUUGUGCCAACAUCCUCGGUGGUGGAUCGUCCAUCAACUUUAUGAUGUACACCCGUGCUUCCGCUUCCGAUUAUGACGAUUUCCAAGCCAAGGGCUGGACCACCAAGGAGCUCAUUCCAUUGAUGAAAAAACACGAAACCUACCAGCGCUCGUGCAACAACCGCGACCUCCACGGUUUCGACGGCCCUAUCAAGGUUUCCUUCGGUAACCACACGUAUCCCAUCAAGGAAGACUUCCUACGUGCCACCGAGUCCCAGGGCAUCCCCACCACCGAUGACCUGCAGGACUUGACGACUGGCCAUGGUGCCGAACACUGGCUCAAAUGGAUCAACCGUGAUACCGGCCGUCGCAGUGACUCGGCUCACGGCUACAUCCACAGCACCCGAUCGGUCCACCAGAACCUCCACCUUAUGUGCAACACUAAGGUUGAUAAGGUAAUUCUCGAAGGAGGUCGAGCUGUCGGUGUCCAGGUUUGCCCGAUGAAGCCGUUACAUCCGAACCAGAAGCACCAAUUCAAGACUAUCAGGGCUCGGAAGCAGAUUGUCGUCUCUGGAGGCACCUUGAGCUCUCCAUUGAUUCUUCAGCGCUCAGGUAUUGGCGAUCCCGAGAAGCUUCGCAAGGCUGGCGUCAAGCCUCUGGUCGAUCUCCCAGGUGUCGGCUUGAACUUCCAGGAUCACUAUCUUACCUUCUCGGUCUUCCGUGCUAAGCCCAACGUGGACUCAUUCGACGACUUCGUCAGAGGUGUGCCAGAGGUCCAAGAUAAGGUGUUCCGGCAGUGGGACACAAAUGGUACCGGACCGUUGGCUACUAAUGGUAUCGAUGCCGGUGUGAAGGUCAGACCAACGGAAGAGGAGUUGAAGCAGAUGGAUAAUUGGCCAUGCAAGGAGUUCAGGAGCGGGUGGGACAGCUACUUCAAGAAUAAGCCUGACAAGCCGGUCAUGCACUACAGUGUCAUUGCUGGAUGGUUCGGAGACCACAUGCUCAUGCCUCCUGGCAAAUUCUUCACCAUGUUCCACUUCCUCGAGUACCCUUUCUCGCGCGGCUCGACCCAUAUCACUUCUGCCAACCCUUACGAGGCUCCAGACUUCGACGCCGGUUUCAUGAAUGAUAAGCGCGACAUGGCCCCAAUGGUAUGGGGAUACAUCAAGUCCCGAGAGACGGCACGCCGUAUGGAUGCCUAUGCUGGUGAAGUUCAAGCCAUGCACCCGUUCUACAAAUAUGAUUCAAAGGCGAGGGCCAAGGAUCUGGAUCUGGCAACGACCAAUGCAUAUGCGUUGGAAGGAAACGUUAGUGCCGGUAUUCAGCAUGGAUCUUGGUCAAUGCCGGUCGAAGAGGGCCGCAAGCCGGAGCCUUCACUCAUCAACUCGAGCUGCCAAGAUAUUCGCGAUGACCUCGAGUACAGCAACGACGACAUUCAAAAGAUUGAGGAUUGGACCAAGAGGCACGUGGAGACGACCUGGCACUCGCUGGGCACGUGCUCGAUGGCGCCGAAGGAGGGUAACUCGAUUGUAAAGCAUGGCGUUCUGGACGAGCGACUGAACGUCCAUGGCGUAAAGGGCCUGAAGGUGGCGGAUCUCUCCAUUUGCCCCGACAAUGUUGGAUGCAACACGUAUUCGACCGCGUUGCUUAUUGGUGAGAAAGCCGCGAUGCUGGUUGCCGAGGACCUUGGAUAUUCGGGUGAAGCUCUCGAUAUGAAGGUUCCGAAUUACCAUGCCCCUCGUGAGAUUGCGGGCUUGGCUAGGCUUUAGAUGCUGAGGGUAUGUGGUCGCAGUAACAUCUUGAUGUUCGCAAAUGAGAAUGAAAGAGGCAAGACUGAGCAAAGCAGAACUGGGGGAUUGCCAUGAUUUAUGAGAUUACACUUUUUGUUUGUAAAUAGCUUUCAAUGAACAGUAGACGAGAUGGGGAGAACGUGUUGUUGCAAGACUGAUGAUGAUACAAGUAUGUGAAAAAUUGGGAACAGUGCAUCGCCGGAAACAAGGUU